AGCAAAUGCAUAUGGAGUCGAGAAAAAGUCAAAUCAAAUCAAAAAAAUCAGUCGAUUGUCAAACGUUGUGUUAGCGUGUGGUGUGUGUCGUUUCAGUGCCAGAAAUAUCGCAUGAUAUUCAAGAAUAUCCCUCCGGAAAAGAAUUAAAGCAACGGUGAAUGAGGUCCGAAGAUUUUCAACAAUCUAAUUCCAUUUAAUUGCGAGCCGAACAAACCAGCCACAUCUUCAACAACAACAAUAACAGUAAGCCAUGAGGAGUUGAAGGCGCAGCCGGCGAUGCAGCUGAAGCGCCCCUUUCGCUCGGCGGGCGUGAGAAAAGCCCUGGGACUGUUCGCGGGCGUAUUGAUCGUCUAUUUUCUCAUCGAUACGUUCGUCUACGGUCUACAGACGGCUGAGGAUCUGUCCGAUCGAGGCGGCGGCGUCGCGACGUCGUCGUUGCGACGCCGCGGGGGGAACGGCUACGAGUACGACAGGCGGAUGCCGUUGAUUUUCAUCGGCGGGGUUCCCCGAUCGGGUACGACGUUGAUGAGGGCCAUGUUGGACGCCCAUCCGGAUAUUAGAUGCGGCCAGGAGACGCGCGUAAUUCCUCGCCUCCUCCAGAUGCGCUUCCAUUGGAUGAAAUCCGAGAAGGAAUCGUUGAGAUUAGAGCAGGCCGGUAUCACCAAGGCCGUCUUGGAUUCGGCAAUCGCGGCGUUCGCUUUGGAAAUUAUCGCCAAGCACGGAGAGCCUGCUCCGAGGCUCUGCAACAAGGAUCCUCUUACUAUUAAGAUGGGCACGUACGUGAUCGAUCUCUUCCCCAACGCCAAAUUCAUAUUUAUGGUGAGAGACGGCAGGGCGACGGUGCAUUCGAUCAUCUCCCGCAAGGUCACCAUCACCGGCUUCGAUUUGUCCAGUUACAGGCAAUGCCUGAAGAAAUGGAACGUCGCCGUCGAGGCCAUGAACAAUCAAUGCAACGAAUUGGGACCCAAAAAAUGUCUAAUAGUUCCCUACGAGCAGCUGGUGUUGCAUCCGAGAGAAUGGAUGCGAAAGGUCCUGGAUUAUCUGGACGUGCCGUGGAAUGAGUCGGUGCUCCAUCACGAAGAUUACAUAAAUAAAGGGAUCGAAUUGAGCAAGGUGGAACGUUCGAGCGAUCAAGUGAUAAAACCGGUGAAUUUGGAGGCCCUGUCGAAAUGGGUGGGUAAAAUACCCGAUGAAGUCGUUCGCGACAUGGCCGAUAUCGCGCCGAUGCUCUCCGUUUUGGGAUACGAUCCGUACGCGAAUCCGCCGAAAUACGGCAGGCCCGAUGCGGAGGUGGCCGUGAAAACGAAAGAAAUCGAAUUGAACAAGAAGGCGUGGGAGGAGAAAGCCAAAGAAAUGCUGUGGCAGGAUCAAUCGCUGUUCGACGAUAACAAUGCGAAUAACAAAUUGGGCGAUCCCAGCGAUUCGCCCAACAGUAUUACUUGACAAAUUUCGAUUUGUUUUAUAUUUAUACGUUUGUAUUAUUGAAUAGUUAAUCGAUGUGUUUGUUUUUCGGAGCGCGUGGACCAUUUUUUAUUCGACUGAAAUUGAUAAAUUUAUUGAUUCAUAUGGGAAAUAUUAUGAAUUUUUUUGGCGUGUGUAUGUGUGUGUGUGUGUGUAAUUGUUUAUAAUUUGAAUUAUGGAAAUUUGUACGGUUAAGAUCGAGCAAAAAUUCACCAUAAUAACUAGUUAAAUAUAGGUAAAAGCUAAUUUGUUUGCGAUGAUAUGGCAACAUCUAUGAGUUGAACAAAGAAAGAUUCUUAUUAAAAGAACUGUGAGUUCACAGAAUCACUCAGAACUCUGUACAAUUAUUUAGAACUCUCCAGAAUCGCUUAGAACUGUCGACAAUCAUUUAGAACACUCCAGAAUUGCUUAGAACUGUCGAGAAUCGUUUAGAACCCUCCAGAAAUAUUUAGAACUCUCCAGAAUCGCUUAGAACUGUCCAUAAAUUAUCUUUGUUGCAUUCCUAUAGCCCAUAUUGCAAACAAAUUUCGCAUCUACCUGUAUAUUUUUUAAUUUAAAACCAUUACACAAUUACUAAACGUUGAUAAUAUUUAUUUUCGCGAAAUUAUAGUGAUUUUUUGCUGGUCUUGUGUCAUACCCGGGCCAUUAUUAGUGAUAAAAUAUUUAAUUUCUAACCGAUUUCCAUAAUUUCGAAUUUGUUUUAAUCUCGACUUCUUUUUUUUAAUAAUUUAAUUAAAAAUACGGGUGUUUUAUUACGGUUCAAUUAAAAAAAAUGCGUUUAUAUUAAACGUGUAAGUACGGAACAUUUGAAAUUAAUAUACAUACAUAUUUAUAUACUUAUAUCAAUGGAAAAACAAUCACGAAUUUACGAAUUAUAUAGAGGAAAAUUAUGUAUAAAUUUAUUUAAACAAUUAGAAUUAUAGAGAAAUUUCGAAUGGUACUUAAAUGAAAAGCGGAAAAUGUGAUAAAGUGACCCGUAUGUAAUGAGAAAUAUUUAAUUUUUUUGAUAAGUUUCAAAUAUUUAUAACUUUUAACAAUAUAAAAAGCCACUGAAUUGUGUUUGAAUAGUAAUUUAUGUAAUAAAAUAUUUUG
Phyllotreta striolata is the source of this 2553-nucleotide messenger RNA. The record is from the annotation of a GenBank genome assembly. Lineage: Eukaryota; Metazoa; Arthropoda; Insecta; Coleoptera; Chrysomelidae.